AUGGAAUCACCCCAAAGUCAACAUGAAAACAAGCCCUCGCCUGCUGUGGCAACCCCACCAAUCACUUCAUGUCGAAGAAAGAAGAAGGAUGAUGCCAACUUCUUGGAGGAUUUGAAGGACCAUAUCGAUGAAUUUGUCAAUGCAUCUAUGGAUGAACACAAAACUUGUUUCAAGAAGACUAUGCAGAAGAUGUUUGGAAUGUCAAAAAUUGUUGCUGAGAGGAAUUCUGGCACCAAGGAAGUUGAAAGUUCUUUGCCUCUUAGAACAACAGUGGCAGACUAG
This is a messenger RNA of Prunus armeniaca (apricot), 282 nucleotides long. NCBI's taxonomy places the organism in Eukaryota, Viridiplantae, Streptophyta, Magnoliopsida, Rosales, Rosaceae. The record is from the annotation of a GenBank genome assembly.